ACUACCUUGGCGUUACAAGCGCCGUGCUCUACCAGCUGAGCUACAGAGGACCACAUAUAGCAAAUAUUACGGUAUCGGUGAGGAUGCACUGGCCACCGUGGAGAGCUUGGACCGUGUUGUCACGGUUGAGGAGGAUAAUGAGCCCACCCUGGACCAGGAGGACCCAGUCCUUGUUCAGUAUGUGGUUGAGGAGGUUGGGCACCGGCCCUGUCUGGCUUUAAUCCCUUGGUCUGGACCUCUGUGGGUUCCCAGCUCUCCAACAUAUUACCUUACCCAUGCUGGGAGGAUGCUGGUGAGAGAGCUGGCAGUGUUAAACACGCAGAUAUUCACAGUGGAGCAGCCCAUUUUCAUCUGUUUCACUCCUGCUAGGAGGAUGGUAUGGAAUGAACUGUCCUCUCAAAAUGAACAGGUAGCCAUUCAUAUGCAGUAUGUGGAUGAGGAGGUUGGGCACCGGUCCUGUCUGGCUUUAAUCCCUUGGUCUGGACCCUUGUGUGUUCCUAUCUUUCCUGUCUUCUCCAAGGCCAAACCAGUCUACUACCUCACUCGUGCUGGGAGAAUGCUGGUAACAGAGCUUGCAGUGUUAAACACACAGACUUCCAAAUUGAGCGACUUAUCCAUUCACCUCACUGAAGCUGGGAGGCUAGUGCUUGACGAACUGUCAGCACCUUCAGAUAGCCAUUCACAGCCAAAUAGGGAAGACUCUGGUUUUCCCUAUGAGAAGUUGCAGCUGGUUGGGAACUGGGGUUCGUUUCAUUUCCAUUACUGGAAUAUCCAUUAUGGACGAGUGCAGCAAAAUGAAGAGGACAUGCAUCACCUGUGCAUUGUGAGGGGAGUAGAGAAGCAGCUGUGGUGGAGCAGAGUCAUCCAGGAAAAAAUCCUGGACCCAUGGGGUCUCGUCCAGGUGGUCCUCACCAACAAGAAGCUGACUGGUAUUAAGUUCCUUGGUAGAAGGAUCCAUGGACUCAUGUCCUGCCUUGUCAAGAGGAGGUCUGAGUUCACCUAUUAUGAGGAUGCCCAGCAGGUGGAUAUCUCCACCACAGUGGAGGGGUACCAGGAGAGGGGGAUGAGAUGA
Coregonus clupeaformis (lake whitefish) is the source of this 1072-nucleotide messenger RNA. RefSeq lists its product as uncharacterized. The record is from RefSeq and is a predicted model, not a curated record. NCBI's taxonomy places the organism in Eukaryota, Metazoa, Chordata, Actinopteri, Salmoniformes, Salmonidae. The coding region runs from base 287 to 1072 and encodes 261 amino acids. The transcript has 14 exons.